Molecule: messenger RNA, 2169 nt
Organism: Mesocestoides corti
Lineage: Eukaryota; Metazoa; Platyhelminthes; Cestoda; Cyclophyllidea; Mesocestoididae
Source: the annotation of a GenBank genome assembly
AUGAUAGAUCACUACCACUUCCGACAGGACGGACUGCUCUGCAAACUCCGGAAGGUCGUAGCCGCGCCUGACUUCAUCCGAACGAAACAAGAUUCCGCAUCGAUCUCUAGCGAGUCACCUCAAGGAUCGCCGAGUUCUCUGAAGAAGCCGGAGUCGACGAUGAAUGUUUCCCGAACGGCGAGUCACUCUCUUCCCUCGUUGGCGUCGCUUAACGUCACCUCGCCGACAGUUGCGACUUCGAACGACACCAAUAGGGGCUCACCUGUUAUUCGCAAGGUCAACGAGGAUGUCAUGCACUCAAGUACCGAUCUCAUCUCCUUCAACGAUUGGCCCAAUGUGACUAGUCUCUUGGCCAAUCAGAAUGCCAACAACAGUGCCAGUGCAAAAGCCCUCCACACCAACGGCAGCGCCAUCGGACGCAAGGUGUCGGGGCAGGGCAGCAAGUUCGCGCGGCCCAUCCUGCCCCCCUUGCAGUCGAUUCCCUUCGGUUGCGGCGACGCCCUCGUCCACACCCCCUUCACCCCCAUCAACCCCGACGCAACUCCCACCCCCAAGGCCGGGGGCACCAUCCAGUCCCCCACCUCCCCCUUCUCCAGAGCCAAAUUAAAGGCGCCUCUCAUUGCCAUAGCAACCACCCCCACAGCCUCAUCCGAUGAAUCGUUACAACAGGCGCGCCCCCUUCAAACGUCGGCGACGUGCCCGUUGAUACCAGACGUGGGCAACAAUGCCACCACCACCUCCGCCGCCGCCGCCACCACCACCACAGUGGCGAAUUCCUUUUCGGCCGUGUUUCGGACGAACAACUUCGCGUCUGGCGCCACCCAAAGAACCGCAAGUGCCACUCGUAAUCCCCAACUCCCUCCCUGUAAAUUCUCCCCUAACAACAGCCUGCCUCCCGAGUCGCUGAACUUUCCUCCAAUAAUUGAUGCCCUCUGGGAGGAGCCAGAUGGCAGUGAAGAGCGAUCUCAGCCGAGCAGUUCCAUGGCCUCAAUAAACCUGGAGUCGCUGCCCCCGCCUCCACCUCAUAUCUUGAAUCCCUUCCUUCCUCUGACAACCAGCGCUGUGAGUCCGCAGCCUUGUCACCACGCGCCUGGCGUGUCGACCUUCUGCAACUCCACGUGCUGCCAACGGAAGGAGAGUCAGCCGAAUUCCCCGCAGUUGCGCGACACGACACCGCCUGCCUCGGUGCUUCCUGCCAUUGAAGAGGCCCAAAAGAUCUACGAUUCUCUUCCUGACAACACCCUCUUCCUGCCACCAGAGAGCCUAAGUCUUAUGGAACGACUUGGCGGUGGAAACUUCGGCCAAGUCGUGAAGGGGAUCUACAAGACGCCUCACGGUCUGGAUGUCCAAGUUGCUGUCAAAACCCUCAAGGAGUCUCAGAUUGCCUGCACUGGUGAACAAACCAUCCUCGCGGAAGCGAAAACAAUGACCCAGUUGAAGCAUAGGCACAUCGUCCGACUGAUUGGCGUCUGCAAAGCCCAGCGCUUCAUGUUGGUUCUGGAACUGGCACCGCUCGGGCCAAUCAACAAGUACCUAAAGAAGCAUCCGGACACGUCAGUCUGCGUGUUGGCGGAGUUGAUGCACCAGGUGGCCCAGGGCAUGGCCUACCUGGAGUCCUGCAAGCUGGUGCACCGCGAUCUGGCCGCGCGCAACGUCCUUCUCGUGACCCAACGCUUCGCCAAAAUCAGCGACUUUGGCAUGAGCAAGGCCCUCAACUUUGGCAACGACUAUUACCGGGCAGCGAGCGCGGGCAAGUGGCCACUUAAGUGGUACGCCCCGGAGUGCAUCUACUACUUCCGAUUUGACUCAAAGUCAGACGUCUGGAGUUACGGCAUCACCCUAUGGGAAGUCUUCUCCUACGGCGAGAGGCCCUACAAGGACAUGAAGGGCGCGCAAAUUCUAGCAAUGCUGGACCAGGGUCUGCGCCUCUCGCGUCCGGCACGCUGUCCAGAGCCCAUCUACGCGGUGAUGCAGCAAUGCUGGAACGCGGAGGGCGUGCGACGACCUACCUUCACCGAACUCGUGCUCACCAUGUCACGUCUCGCCGCGGGACCUCUCCUCCUCACCCCCCUUCCUGGUGGCCUUGACAACGAGCGCGCCGUCGCCAACUCAGGUGGAUCCGGCGUCAACAGCGGCGGUGGGUCCGCGAGCGCUUUUGCCUUCUUCUAA